Aspergillus ruber CBS 135680 is the source of this 311-nucleotide messenger RNA. RefSeq lists its product as uncharacterized. The transcript is spliced from 2 exons. The record is from RefSeq and is a predicted model, not a curated record. Bases 122 to 286 code for a protein of 54 amino acids. Lineage: Eukaryota; Fungi; Ascomycota; Eurotiomycetes; Eurotiales; Aspergillaceae.
CGACUGGCUACCACUGGCUUAUUGCGUUGAUGUGUGAUAUGAUCAAAACCAACAAACUUUAAAGAAGAUUCAUGGGCUAGCUGUGUUCAUCAAUGCUAGUCCACAGCGCCGGGAAGCUUUUAUGGCUCUACAGACUGCAGUGCCAAAGCUUUUUCCAGUUCAAGAUGUUCACACGCGCUGGAAUUCUACUUUCUUGAUGCUUGACUGUGCUAGGAAGCUCCAAUGGGUCUUUGACCAGUACUGUCACGGAGUACGGGCAUUCACCAACAACGCAAGAUGUUUGUAAACUUUGGCCUGUUUGAAUAUAGGGC